AUGCCUCUCGAAGCAACGAUGAUAUGUGUUGACAACAGCGAAGCUGCACGAAAUGGCGAUUAUCUUCCUACUCGAUUCCAAGCGCAAUCCGAAGCAGUUUCUCUAAUCUUCAAUGCCAAAACGCAGUCCAAUCCCGAGUCUGCAGUUGGCCUACUAUCAAUGGCAGGCACCUCCCCACAAGUCCUGAAUACACCUACGACGAAUUUUGGUGCUGUGCUUGCUGGGUUACACGAUACUAAGAUCAAGGGUACCGUUCGAUUAGGGACCGCAAUAAGUGUGGCCAUGCUAGCGCUGAAGCACAGAGCGAACAAGUCACAACGGCAGCGAGUCAUCGUCCUAAUGUGCAGUGAGAUCGAGCCUACCCACGAUAGCAAUGACAGUGAGAAAGAGUUGAUCAAGUUAGCCAAGAAAUGCAAGAAGAACAACGUAUCUGUCGACUUCGUGGCGUUUGGAGAUGCUACAGGUUCAGAAACAAGAUCUACAUUGGAGAAGUUCAUUGAGGCUGUAGGUGGCGCGUCCAGUAAUGAGGGCAACUACCUUGCUGUGAUACCGCCAGGACCAGGCCUACUUUCUGACACUCUAGUCACCACGCCGAUAGUCAACAGUGGCGCGCCUGGUGGAGGUGAUGGUAUGGAGGGUGUCGAGGAUACUGGCGCUGGUGCUGGUGGCUCAAACGGCUUUGAGUUUGGGAUAGAUCCUGCUACAGAUCCAGAACUUGCCAUGGCCUUGAGAAUGAGUAUGGAGGAGGAACAGAACAGAUUAGAUCGUGAGAGGCGGCAGCAAGAACAAAACGGAGAAAGAAUGGAAACCAUAACAGAGGAAGGUGGUUCGACAUCGAAUGAUUCGAAACAACCUAGGGUAGAAGAUGACAAGUCUGACGGCAAGUCAUGA
Lithohypha guttulata is the source of this 891-nucleotide messenger RNA. It is a transcript of the gene RPN10, whose product is annotated as proteasome regulatory particle base subunit rpn10. Gene Ontology annotation, biological process: proteasome-mediated ubiquitin-dependent protein catabolic process. Gene Ontology annotation, cellular component: nucleus; proteasome regulatory particle, base subcomplex; cytosol. The coding region runs from base 1 to 891 and encodes 296 amino acids. Gene Ontology annotation, molecular function: polyubiquitin modification-dependent protein binding. The transcript is spliced from 2 exons. The record is from RefSeq and is a predicted model, not a curated record. NCBI's taxonomy places the organism in Eukaryota, Fungi, Ascomycota, Eurotiomycetes, Chaetothyriales, Trichomeriaceae.